Molecule: messenger RNA, 198 nt
Organism: Acytostelium subglobosum LB1
Lineage: Eukaryota; Evosea; Eumycetozoa; Acytosteliales; Acytosteliaceae
Exons: 1
Coding region: 1-198 (65 amino acids)
Source: RefSeq, a predicted model, not a curated record
AUGUUUGAAGCGACCGUCGCCACCUCCACUUCUUCCUUCUCUAUUAUCUCUGGUUCCUCCAAAGCCUGUUCUUCCUCGUCCAUCUCGUCCAUCUCGUCCACCUCUUCUUCCUUCACCAUCUCGUCCUCCUCUUCUAACUUCACCAUCACCUCCACCUCUUGGCUUCGAUGUAUAGUUGUUGUUGUUGGAGUAUGUUGA